This is a messenger RNA of Aspergillus caelatus, 555 nucleotides long. RefSeq lists its product as uncharacterized. NCBI's taxonomy places the organism in Eukaryota, Fungi, Ascomycota, Eurotiomycetes, Eurotiales, Aspergillaceae. The record is from RefSeq and is a predicted model, not a curated record. The transcript has a single exon. The coding region runs from base 238 to 453 and encodes 71 amino acids.
UCCUUUCUUUUUCCAUUUCUUCUUUUUUAAUAUAAUUGACUUUGAUCGCCUCCCUCACCGGGGAACAUAGUUAAGAGACCAAUCCUUCCUCCCAAAUGUCAUGGGGUACAAUGUCAAGUACAUCAAUCAAUCGAGAUCCUCCGUCGACUUACGAUCUACCUACUCCUAGUAGAUACAGUAGUUGUCUCUGCCCACCAUGAUCUCAUCGUCGGGGGAUAAGUAAGUAGUUUCACUCGAAUGCAAAGGUUGCCUACUCCGUAUUCCCUGCUUCUACUUUCCCUUGUUCUUUCAUUUUUGCCCCCUUCUUGUCCCCUCUCUUUCCUAUUUGUCUCGACUCUCGGCAACGGCACCAAAGCGCUCCACUCCCCAAGAGGUCGGACACUGCCGAAGAUCCGCCCUCCGUCCAGCAACGAGACUCGUCAGUGCCUCCGUCACUCGAGUUUCCCCAUCUAGGCAACGGGUGGAGAGCCAGAGCAAAAGUGACAGUGCAUGGCUUCCUCCUUGGAACGUGCUUUGACCACUGGAUUCUCAAAGGCUGGGCAAGGAAAAAAAAGA